This is a messenger RNA of Anarrhichthys ocellatus (wolf-eel), 1467 nucleotides long. Its product is annotated as ammonium transporter Rh type B-like. The coding region runs from base 1 to 1467 and encodes 488 amino acids. Lineage: Eukaryota; Metazoa; Chordata; Actinopteri; Perciformes; Anarhichadidae. The record is from RefSeq and is a predicted model, not a curated record. Gene Ontology annotation, biological process: ammonium homeostasis; ammonium transmembrane transport. Gene Ontology annotation, cellular component: plasma membrane. Gene Ontology annotation, molecular function: ammonium channel activity. The transcript has a single exon.
AUGAACGUGUCUACAAGUUUGAAGAUGCGCCUGCCGGCGUUCGUGCUACUGUCAGAGGUUGUCAUGUUAGUACUUUAUGCUUUUUUUGUCACUUAUGAUGAUAAUGCCAAUGCUAAGCUGCAAAACAACGAGACCAACCCGAUGGAGAACUCCGUUUAUCAAGACUAUCCCUACUUUGCCGACGUGCAGAUGAUGAUCUUCAUAGGCUUCGGGUGCCUGCUGGCCUUCUUCCGAUUCUAUGGCUUCAGUGGAAUGGUCUUCAACUUUCUUACGGCUACAUUUUCGAUCCAGUGGGCGAUCCUGAUUCAAGGUUUCUUCCAGUUUUACUAUGCUGGUAAAAUUCACCUGGGAGUGAUCAACCUGCUGUAUGCAGAGUUUGCCUGUGCUGUGGUGCUCAUCUCUUUCGGAGCUGUGCUUGGGAAGACCAGUCCUAUUCAGCUCCUGGUCAUGGCUUUACUGGAGAUCCCUUUCUUCGCUGUGACAGAGUGGGCUGUAUUGAAAUACAUUAGAAUCACUGAUGCAGGUGGCUCUAUUCUUAUUCACCUGUUUGCUUGCUACUUUGGUCUAGGGGUGACGUUUGCGCUGUACCGCCCGAGCCUGAAUGAGGGACACUCUAAAGAGAUCACUAGUUAUCACUCUGACAUCCUCUCUUUAAUGGGAACCUUGUUUCUCUGGGUGUUCUGGCCUUCAUUUAACUCUGCUCUGACCUUUAAGGGUGACGAUCAACACAGAGCAAUACUCCACACUUUUUUAGGUCUAAGCUCAUCCACUAUCACCGCCUUUGCACUCUCAGCAGUGUUCAAUAAGAGAGGCAAGCUCACAAUGGCUGAUAUUCAGAACGUGACUCUGGCAGGUGGCGUGACUGUUGGGGCUUCUGUGGACAUGAUGAUUUCCCCUGUAGCCGCGUACGCCCUGGGCAUCAUGGGCUGCACUGCCUGUUUCUUUGGAUACAGGUACCUGACCCCCUUUAUGGCCCGGCACAUGAGGAUCCAAGACCAGUGUGGUAUUCACAACCUGCACGGACUCACUGGCCUCAUAUCAUCCACAGCAGGGAUCUGUGCCAUCCUCCUAGCCACUGAAGAAACCUACGGGCCCAGCAUGUACCAGAUCUUUGCCCAUCGUGCUCCACCUGAGGGAGAUCCGAAGCUCCUGGAAAUGCAGAGGCUGAUUCCUGGACUGAAGCCGGGCUUGGGUCGUACUGCGCAGGAACAAGCUCUCUACCAGGUGGCAGCUAUCUUCUCCACCAUCGCAGCAUCUGCAGUUGGUGGGCUGCUCACUGGUUGGGUCAUAAAGCUGCCCUUCAUGGCAUCCCCAUCUGACGAGGACUGCUUUGAUGAUGAUGUUUUCUUUGACAUGCCCUCUGACUUUGACAGUGUAAAAGGGCCCAAGACCUCCAUAAGCCAUGAAGAAAAGAUACAAAUGAGCUCCAUGAACACAAAAGUCGACACAGGGAGGCAGUCAUUGUGA